This is a messenger RNA of Limulus polyphemus (Atlantic horseshoe crab), 1698 nucleotides long. RefSeq names its product myb-like protein X. NCBI's taxonomy places the organism in Eukaryota, Metazoa, Arthropoda, Merostomata, Xiphosura, Limulidae. Bases 1 to 1698 code for a protein of 565 amino acids. The record is from RefSeq and is a predicted model, not a curated record. The transcript is spliced from 3 exons.
AUGAGGCGAGAUGCUGAUGUCCAAGUCCAAAUACCCACACCGGAACUCCAAAGAGAAGUGAACGUAGCUACUACGAAGGAAAGAGAACAACAGUAUUAUUUUAAAGAGAGUGUGGAGAGUACUUCCAACAACAAUAUAGACAACAACGAUGGAGAAGAGCAGAAAAGAAUGAGACCAACUAUUAUCACCAAUGUUUACGUCACCGCUUCUGGUGAUAACAAAAAGAAAAGGGAAGGAAAACAAAGAGUUGACUAUGGAGACGGCGAAGCUUCAGAUGAAGACGGUGUAGAUGGUUUUAACAGAAAAAUAACAGAAAGACGAAGGCCAGGGAUAAAGCCGUCAUACAUAGACGAAAGUGAUUCUGACGUUAUAAGAGUGCACGAGGAUAACGAAAGUAUUAUUCUGGAUACAUUAAAAAAUUCAAGAACAAAAAGAAAUGAAUACAAAGAGAAGGGAGAUAGAGAACAAGACGACAAACACUUGGGUAGCAGUGUAACAAGACAAAAUGAUAAGGAUUUUCAGCAAGAAAUUAAAGACAGAAAGGAUGGUGAUGUCAAAGACAUAAGUGAAAGCGGAUCAAAAGAAACAGGCAGUAAAAGAGAAGAGAGAUGUUAUAAGGAAAUAUUUAAAGGACAUCGCGAAAGAGAAGCUUCUAUAGAGGAAGAUUCCCACGAUGAAGCAAAACAAGGAAAACCAGAUAGUUUAGAGGUAAAGAAGUAUGAAAGGAACAACAAAAUAACUAAAGUGACUGAAAAGAAGAGGAAAUCACAAAGUAGAAAUCAAAUGCCAUCAUCUCUUAGCCUACCUGUAAAUACUGGUUCUAAAAAGGAGGAUGACGAAGCUGAUAUUCCUAAGGAAAAUAGCAUGCAAGACAAUCAACAAAAAAAGAUGGUUAAAAACGUGGAAGGAAAUAGUGGACAAUUUGAAGAUAAUACCAAAGACUCUCUAAAACAAAAUGGAGAAAAAGUUCCACAUUUUCAGAUGAGAUCACAUGAGGGAGGGAAGAAUAAGAAAAACGAUCUACAAGAAAUUACGACAGUUGAAGAGACAGAGGUAUUGUCGAGAGUCACCAAGGCGUAUAUGCAGGAAAAUAAUAAAUAUCCUUUCCAAGAAAAAAGUGACUGCAAACACGGGCUAGGAAAGUCGGAGAUUCUAUUGCUUAAAAAAGAAACUAACUCACCAACAACUUCCACUAUAACAGAAUGUGAAAAUUUUAAUAUUCCAACAUCCCAGAAAUUCAACAAACGUAAUAAAAACCAACCAUCAUCAGGAUAUACGUUUACCACAGAGGAUAAGGGUAGUAAAGUGAAAUUAAAAACCGAGAAAUCGAAGAGGCUUAUACAGCAUAAAGAGGAUAUGAUUGAUGAUGAUGAAUUAUUGGAAGACAAAAUAGAGUCAAUAGGUGCAGGAGAAAAUCAAAAAUCAAAACAAACAAGAAGCGCUUUGAAAUCACUAAAGAGAAACAGUUUGUUGCUUACCGAAGAUGCGCUUGAACAGGUUCACUCUUCAAAGACUCAAUCUUCUAACGAAAAGAUUAAUGACCCUCGCCAAUCAACAGCAUGCGAUAAUUGUGAUCGACCUUCUUCAAAACAAAAUGUUUACUCGACAGGUAAAGAAAGCGAAGGAGAAGAACUUGGGGAAAUGAAUCCCAAAUGUCGAAUGAAGAAAAAACUCGUUAGUUUCGAAGUUGCAGGCUAA